AUGACUACCAAUUCGCAUCAUGAGCACCUGCGAUGGGCUAAACGACCUGUUUGCUCACACAUCGACCACCACCUCAUGCACUGGAUGCUCAGCAACAACAUCCAUAACCACGGCACAAUGAGCACCUGCUAUGUCGAUGGUGCAUGGAGACAACGUGGCACAUCAAAUGCCAUUGUCACACCUGCCAACCACUGCCACAUCACUCCCUUGCCCUCUGCCACCUUUGGUGUUGACAACACACAAUGA
Molecule: messenger RNA, 246 nt
Organism: Laccaria bicolor S238N-H82
Lineage: Eukaryota; Fungi; Basidiomycota; Agaricomycetes; Agaricales; Hydnangiaceae
Exons: 2
Coding region: 1-246 (81 amino acids)
Source: RefSeq, a predicted model, not a curated record